AUGGUGUGUCGGGCGGUCCUUAUGCUGCUGCUGCUUGCGAUGAUGCAUGUAGAGCUGAGAGGAGGAGAGGAGGAGAGGGCUGUGAAAGACGAGCUAGAAGAGGACUGGCCUAUCCUCCUGCUGCUGCGACAAAAUGCUGCUUCCUCGGGGAGAGCGAGGGCUGCGAAAGAGCACGAAUCGAGAAGCGGGGAAGCAAGACGAGGAGAUAUUGUCAUGGAGGAGCCAAGAGUUUGGGGAGAGGAGAUAGUGCCGAACGAGGAGCGAACGAGACAUGGUCAGUGGACAAGAGCAGGAUAUGCCAUGCUUCAGAACAAGCUAGACGAGCGCAAGGGUGAUGGAAACGUCAAAGUUGCCAAGAUGUUUCGAGAUGCGAUGAAGUUGAAGGAAAACGGUCGAUGGGACGAAGCCAUCGAUCUGCUUCAAACAUGUCAGGCAGAGGAGGCAGGGGAAGAGGAGUACAUUUCCUGCGCUUUGGGCAUGAUAUUCAGCGAAAGGGGGAGAAACGAAGAAGCAAUGGCAGCAUUGAAGAAGUCGCUGGCAAUCGAACCUGAUUGUCCUGUCUUGCAUUACAACUAUGGUAUUGCCUUGAAGGAUACUGACUUGAACGAAGCUAUCAAACAGCUUGAGAUCUCUGCAAAGCUCAAUCCUUCACCUGAGGCCUUCGGUGCUUUGUGCUCUGCAAAGAUGGAGAAAGAUCCAAAGGUGAAGCUCAACCCUCGACUAGCAAGCUCAUGGCUCGCAAUUGCAGAGGUCAAGGCUGAACUACAAGUCACGAGCUCAAGAGGAGGGGGAGGCGAGCGAAGGGGAGGAAGCGAGAAAGAGCUGAGCAAGGCCGUCAAGGUUGAACUAUGGAAGCUUUCCAAUCAGCUACCUCUGCACUAUUUCCCCGAGCUGGAAGCCAGCCCAUGGCUGGAGGAGGAGAAGUUCGCCUGGAGGGAGCGACUGCUGCUGUCCUACCGCAGCAUGAAGGAGGAGGUGCUUUCCCGCCUGAGGAGAAACACCAAGGAAAGCUUCCUGCACCAGAUCUACUCUUCGAUCCCCAACUUCCGCACGUGUAGGAGGAGGAGCAUCGAUCGUUUUCUCCGAGCGGUAGGAUCCGUCUGA
Messenger RNA from Guillardia theta CCMP2712, 1104 nucleotides. RefSeq lists its product as hypothetical. The transcript is spliced from 7 exons. NCBI's taxonomy places the organism in Eukaryota, Cryptophyceae, Pyrenomonadales, Geminigeraceae. Gene Ontology annotation, molecular function: protein binding. The record is from RefSeq and is a predicted model, not a curated record. The coding region runs from base 1 to 1104 and encodes 367 amino acids.